AUGCGGCGAGUGAGGCAGCGCCUGCGCAGCCGACUGCGCGCCGAUGUGCGGCUCGGCAGCGUGAAGGCCUUCGGGGACCUUCUGACAAGGCUGCACCGUGACGUGGCAGAGUCCGUCAAGCUCCCACUCUCCCGCAUUUUCCGGAGCUACACGUACACGAUGAACGCGUUCGGAGCGCGGUUGACGCCGAAGCAGGUCCACAAGCUCCGGCGACACGCGGCGGUCGCGAUGGUGCGACCGGAUAGGCUGGUGCAGCAGCGGACAGUGCAUGUGCCGACGUUUCUGGAGCUGCCCGCGACGCUCUGGGGCAGCAAUGGCGGGCAGAAGAAGGCGGGCGAGGGGAUGAUUAUCGGCGUGGUGGACUCGGGGAUCUGGCCGGAGCACCCUUCGUUCGACGACGCGGGCUACGGGCCGAUCCCCGCGCGGUGGUCGGGGCUGUGCAUGAAUACGAGUGACUUCAACGGCGCGUGCAACCGCAAGGUGAUCGGCGCGCGCACGUACAGCGCGGGGCUCAAGACGGCGGACGUGCCCAUCGACUUCUCCGCGGAUUACGCGUCGCCGCGCGACAACAACGGCCAUGGCUCCUGGUGCUCCGGCGCCGCAGCGGGCAACGCGGGAAUCCAGGUGCGCAUCGGCGGAACCUCGUACGGGGCCGCGUCGGGGAUCGCGCCGCGCGCGCGCAUCGCGAUGUACAAGGCGAUGUGGAAGCUGGUGGGGUACGAGGGCGCCUCGGGCGCCAUGAGUGACGUGUACGCAGCCGUCGAUCAGGCCGUAUCGGACGGCGUGGAUGUGGUCUCCAUCUCCGUGGGCGGCGGGCUCGGGAGCUACUUUGAUGACGUCACGUUCGUGACGGCGGCUAAGGCGGGGGUGUUUGCGGCGCUGGCGGCGGGCAACCAGGGCAUGCCGCCGCUGUCGCCGUCCGUGUUCGCGACGAUCGACAACUACUCGCCCUUCUACCUCACCGUCGGCGCCAGGUGCGGUACUCCUCCUUCCCCUUCUUCUCCCCGUCUUGCUUACCCACAUCCUCCCUCUGCUCUGGUCUGCACCGUAUCCAUUACUUUCCUCCCACCCGCCCUAUACCAUCCUGAAGUGUCCUUUUGUUCUGUCUCUCACCGCAUUGCCCCCAUGUCCCCAUCCUCACCGCCUUCCGUCUUCUUCCCUUCCCCACCUCUUCUCCCCUUCUCCCCUUCUCCCCUUCUCCCCUUCACCCCUUCUCCCCUUCUCCCCUUCUCCCCUUCUCCCCUUCACCCCUUCUCCCCUUCUCCCCUUCUCCCCUUCUCCCCUUCUACCCCACCCUUCCCCCCUCUCCCCCUGUUCCUCCGCCUCAGCGGCACAGACCGGCGGUACAUGGCAACGCUGACGCUGGGGAACGGGGUGCAGCUGCGGGGGCUCAGUUGGGGCGGCACCAACAAGCAGAUGACGCUCGUUGACGGCUCUUCCGCCGUCAAGCCCUUUGCCAGCGCCACCAAGCUUGUGGGAGGACCCGGAGAAGGCUUUCCUGACCCGUCUUCUCCCCCCCCGCACCUGCAGGCGCGCCUGUGCUACUCCACGUCGCUGACGCCCUCCAAGGCGCGCCUGUGCUACUCCACGUUGCUGACGCCGCCCAAGGUGGCGGGCAAGAUCCUGGCGCGCCUGUGCUACUCGACUUCGCUCACAGCCUCCAAGGUGGCGGGAAAGAUACUGGUGUGCGCGCGGGGCGAGAACACGCUGGGGGACAAGCUGCAGGCGGCCACAGCCGCGGGCGCAGCAGCGCUGGUGAUCGCGAACGUGGCGGGUGGGGUGAACAACACGGUAUUCCUGCGCGCGGCUAUCCCGGUGAUUCAUCUCAACGCGACGGCGUCGGAGGCGCUGCUGAAAUACAUAUCCAUGGGCAGGGCCACAGCCCGUCUGUCUGCACCAUACGGAGUGGACAAUUUCCUUGCGCCCAUCAUUGCAGACUUCUCCUCCAGGGGACCCGUCACCAACCCCGCGCUGCCUCCCAGCCCUGGGAUCGCCACGAACGACAUCUUAAAGCCCGAUGUGGUGGGCCCGGGAGUUAACCUCUGGGGCCCGUGGCGCGCGCAGUUCCCGACUUCAGAUCCGAAUAACUUUGGGUUGCUGUCUGGGACGUCCAUGGCUACUCCGCAGAUGGCUGGGAUCGCCCUGCUGAUGCUGCAGAAACACCCUGACUGGACACCUGCUCAGGUGAUUUCAGCAAUGAUGUCGACUGCGACGCUGAGGACGAACCAGGGCGGGCCGAUACCAGCAGGAGAGACAGGGAGUUUUGCUUCGCCGUGGGACAUGGGCGCUGGGCACAUCAACCCUAGGAAGGUGCUGGAUCCGGGGUUGACUUAUAAUGCAGGGAACAGGGAUUUUGCGAAUUUUCUGGCCGGGCAGGAUGCGGGGAAAGCAGCAGGGCUGUUUUCCAGUCUUGGGAAUCUGAGCCCGAUUCCAGCGUACAACCUUAACAGGGCUUCGAUUUCAGUGUCGCGGUUGAAGAAAACGGUUACGGUGGUAAGGACAGUGACAAAUGUGGGGAAUUCCAUGUCGACAUAUCGAGCAACGGUGGUGCCGCCUAGUACUGCCUCGGUGUCAGUACGGCCUAGUGAGUUCAGUAUACCACAGGGCGGGUCGGUGACCUAUAAGGUGACGAUCACACCUAAAAAGGUAACCAACAGUUUCUCGUUUGGGAGCAUAACGUGGAAGGACAAGCAGGGGCAUGCUGUGCGGUCGGUGAUUGCUGUUCAAACCAUCUCGUGA
Closterium sp. NIES-65 is the source of this 2739-nucleotide messenger RNA. The record is from the annotation of a GenBank genome assembly. NCBI's taxonomy places the organism in Eukaryota, Viridiplantae, Streptophyta, Zygnematophyceae, Desmidiales, Closteriaceae.